Messenger RNA from Amborella trichopoda, 2677 nucleotides. RefSeq names its product MA3 DOMAIN-CONTAINING TRANSLATION REGULATORY FACTOR 1. Gene Ontology annotation, biological process: negative regulation of DNA-templated transcription. The record is from RefSeq and is a predicted model, not a curated record. Lineage: Eukaryota; Viridiplantae; Streptophyta; Magnoliopsida; Amborellales; Amborellaceae.
AGCACACUUUCUUUUCUUGCUCUCUCCCUCCCUCUCUCUCUCUCUCUCUCUCUCUCAUCUUUCUCGCUCUAGUUCCUUUCUUCUUCCUCGCUCUCUUAUCUUCCUGUGCGCCGCUUCCAUUUCUAGGGUUUUUUCAUCUGUUCUCUUCUGUCUCUUUAGUUUUCUCUCACUCUUCUUUCGCUUUUGGGCCUGGAUUUAGAGUGGCUGAACCCUAAUAACGUUCAUUCCAGGGUCUUGGCUUGCGGCUUGCGGGCCAAGACGCAACGUAUGCGGAUUAGACUCAUUGGGGCACCAUGGCAUCUGGUGAAGGUUUUCUCACUAAAGACCAGCGAGAACAGUUAAAAUUGGCAUCAGAAAACACUGAACUGUUGGCAUCCUCUCCAAAGUCUCCGAAAUCUUUGCUUCCUGAUCAUCAGAUUAGAGUCAUCAUUGGUUCCAAGGCACCCGCUGUCGGUUUUGCUGUAAGGCAUGUGCGUCGUUCUCAUUCAGGAAAACUUAUACGUGUAAAGAAGGACGGUGCUGGGGGAAAAGGAACCUGGGGCAAAUUACUGGACACUGAUGCUGAUUCUCGUCUGGAUCGCAACGAUCCAAACUAUGAUAGUGGGGAGGAACCUUACCAGUUAGUGGGUGCCCCAGUCUCUACCCCCUUCGACGACUACAAGAAGGUGGUGGUUGUCAUAAUCGAGGAGUACUUCAGCACUUGUGACGUUGAGACUGCCGCCUCCGACCUCCGCGAGCUUGCUGCCAGUGAUUACCACCACUACUUUGUGAAGAGGCUCGUCUCUAUGGCCAUGGACCGCCAUGACAGGGAGAAGGAGAUGGCCUCUGUCCUCCUCUCUGCACUUUACGCCGAUGUCAUAAGCCCUGAGCAAAUCCGCCAAGGCUUUGCCCUCCUCCUUGAUUCCGCCGAUGACCUUGCCGUUGACAUCCCUGAUGCAGUUGACCUCCUUGCCCUCUUUGUUGCGCGCGCUGUUGUCGAUGACAUCGUACCCCCUGCAUUCUUAACAAGAGCAAAGAAAACCCUUCCUGAGGCCUCAAAGGGCCUCGAAGCUGUGCAAGCAGCUGAGAAGAGUUACUUAUCCGCACCCCACCAUGCUGAAUUUGUUGAGAGGAAGUGGGGUGGGACAACUCAUAUCACGGUUGAGGAAGCCAAGAAGAAGAUUGGGGAUAUACUUAGUGAGUAUGUAGAGAGUGGGGAUACAGGGGAGGCAUGUCGCUGCAUUCGAGAGUUGGGGUUACCUUUUUUCCAUCAUGAGGUGGUGAAGAGGGCUUUGGUGGUUGCCAUGGAGAAGCCAGCAUCUAGAGGGCUUAUAUUGAGCCUCUUGAGGGAGGCGGCAGAGGAAGGGCUCAUUAGCUCGAGCCAAAUGUCAAAGGGUUUUGGAAGGCUAGCUGAGAGUCUCGACGAUCUCUCACUUGAUGUACCCACGGCUAGGGAUGCAUUCCGCUCUCUUGCCCCAAAGGCGGUGUCUGAGGGGUGGCUUGACCCCUCGUUUCCAAAGGCCUCGACAAUGGCUGGAGAGCUUGAGGAGGAUGAAGAGCUUAGACGUUUUAAGGAAGAGGUGGUUGCGAUUAUACACGAAUACUUCCUCUCUGACGAUAUACCUGAGCUCAUUCGUAGCCUUGAGGACCUUAAUGCUCCUAAAUACAACCCUGUCUUCCUCAAGAAGCUUAUAACUCUUGCGAUGGAUCGUAAGAAUCAUGAAAAAGAGAUGGCCUCAGUUUUGCUUUCUGCCCUCUAUACCGAUGUCUUCUCAGCCGAGGACAUAGUGAAUGGCUUUGUGAUGCUACUCGAGUCAGCAGAUGACAUCUCCAUCGAUAUAUUGGAUGCCUCGAAUGAGUUGGCAAUGUUUUUAGCGAGGGCUGUGAUAGACGACACCUUGGUUCCACUAAAUUUGGAGGAGAUUGCAUCAAAGCUUCCGCCAAAUUGUAGCGGGGCUGAGACUGUCCACAUGGCGAAGUCCCUUUUGUCAGCAAGGCAUGCAGGGGAGAGGAUCUUGAGAUGCUGGGGGGGUGGCACGGGUUGGGCAGUAGAGGAUGCCAAGGAUAAAAUAACAAAGCUUUUGGAGGAGUUUGAGAGUGGGGGGGAUGUUGGUGAGGCGUGUCAAUGCAUAAGGGAACUUGGCAUGCCUUUCUUUAACCACGAGGUUGUGAAGAAGGCAUUGGUUAUGGCUAUGGAGAAAAAGAAUGAUCGGAUGCUUGAUCUUUUGCAAGAGUGCUUUGGAGAAGGGCUCAUUACCAUUAACCAGAUGACAAAGGGGUAUGGCAGGGUGGCUGAUUCGCUUGAUGACCUAGCCCUAGACAUACCUGAUGCAAGGGAGAAGUUCAAGGUCUAUUAUGAGCAUGCACGGCAGAGCGCGUGGAUUGGAGCUUCUCUGUCCCAUGGUAAUUCGAACGUGGAUCCACUAAAGCAGUUUAACUAACUACUGUUUUUGCUCUCUUUCUCUUGCAUUUUUUUUUUUCUUUUUUGUAAUCUUUGUCUUUCUUUCUUUUGAUCCGUAGGCGCGUGUAAAAUUGGUUUUUUCCUCUUUGGCAGAACGUUAGUAUAUGAUAUAGCAGGAUGUUUUAGGGUAGGAAUGGUUAUAGUAGGAUGUUUGAGGGUAGGAAGGGUUAUAUGGGAGGAAUAUGUUCUGAUUCUACUGGUUUACAAAUUUAAUUUUCACUAUUUUGUCUUGACUAA